AUGACUGCUUGCUAUGACGGGUGCAGCUGCCUCACAGAUAUAAAAUAUAUCAACUGUUCGGGUGGGAAUCUUACCACUCCUCUUAGGAAUGUCCCCCACAACACAGAGUACCUGGACCUGUCCAGAAACCUGUUGACAGUGGUCCAAGCAGGUUCAUUUGGGACCCUGUGGAGCCUGAGGGUGCUCCUUUUAAAAGAGAACAACCUCAGCCAUGUAGAUGACGGAGCUUUCUCCUCCCUCCAGGGGCUGAGGAGGCUGGACCUGAGCGGUAACCACCUUUCUGCCCUGGGGCCUGGCUUCUCCCUGGGCCUUGAAUCCCUAACCGAGCUCCUGCUGGAUCACAACCAUCUCACCGUCCUGGAGAGUGGGACCUUCCACAGCCUGGAUAGCCUCCAGAAGCUGGACCUGAGCAGCAACCUAAUCUCCACAGUAAAGCCCAGAGCCCUGGGUUACCUGACUGGCCUGCGCCAGCUCCACCUGGAGGGGAACCAUCUAACCUCCCUGGGUUCAGGCCUCUUCUCCACACUGCGCUCCCUGGAGGUGCUGGGCCUUCGGGGGAACUUGAUCAGCUCCACUGAGCCAGGAGUCUUCGCCCCUAUGUCUUCCCUAACUCUGCUGGACCUGGCCCUCAACCGUCUAAGCACCUUGGGCUACAGGACCCUGUUGAGCAUCCACACCCCCAGCCUCCAUGUCCUGUUGGAGGGCAACCCCUGGCACUGUGAUUGCGACCUGCAGAGGGUGUUCAGGAAGUUGUCCAGCAUCCACAGGGUCUUCCUGGAUGACUACCAGGAGCUGAGGUGCAGCCAGCCCACCGAGCUACAGGGCAGGUCCAUGGGAGAAGUGGAUGAUGAGCUGUGUGUCGGAGAGACUGUGACAGUGCUCAUUCUGACGGUCACCGUGGUGAUCACCGUGGUAGCUGCCAUUAUCAUGGCGGAGAAGAACAAGAAGAAUAGCGUGGCUAAGAACUGGGAGGAGAGCGUGGGGCUGGACACCUACUGUGACAAUUACAAUUAAGGCUGUCACCUCCUCAUGAUACAAUAAUGAAAACUCACUGUGCCUCAGUUCCCAAUGUGGUUAGAUCUGAUCUGAUUAACAACAUGGAAUGCAAGCAGAUUUUCUUUAGAUAACUAUAACUAUUCUCAAAGAGAUUCACCCUCUUAGCUUGUAGAAUAGGAAAUCUCGUAUUGAUUCCCUAUAUAAGGCAGUGAAAGACUUGCUUGACAAGUUACUAUUUCGCUGUGACAGUUGACAUGGCCACCGUUAGGGGCAGGAUAACUAACCCAUGCCUGCAGACUGCUCUUUAGUAAUGCAAUCAUUACAGUACAAUAAGGGAAGAUGAGAGUUUAAAAGUUAUUGACAAAUUCCAAUCAUGCAUAUGUUUUGUAAUCAUUUCCUACACCUCAAAAUGACAAUGUUGAUACAUAUAUCCUUUACAGUGCCUUCAAAAACUAUUAAUACCCAUAGACUGAUUCCACAUUUUGUUGUGUUGCAGCCUGACUACAACAUGGUUUAAAUAGAGUGUUUCUCUCACCCGUCUCCAAACAAAACCCCAUAAUGACCAAGUGAAAACAUGUUUUUACAACUGUUUGCAAAUUCAUUGAAAAUGAAAAAUAGAAACAUCAAAUUCAAGGAAAAUCAACAU
This is a messenger RNA of Oncorhynchus kisutch (coho salmon), 1642 nucleotides long. Its product is annotated as reticulon-4 receptor-like 2. The transcript has a single exon. Gene Ontology annotation, biological process: axonogenesis; positive regulation of synapse assembly. Gene Ontology annotation, molecular function: protein binding. NCBI's taxonomy places the organism in Eukaryota, Metazoa, Chordata, Actinopteri, Salmoniformes, Salmonidae. The record is from RefSeq and is a predicted model, not a curated record. The coding region runs from base 1 to 1014 and encodes 337 amino acids.